CAUCGCCAGAAGCUAAACCACUUCCUACUUCCGCAAACACAGCUCUGUGCACAGCUUCCCUGUCUGUCGGUCGAUCAAUGCGGCGGUUGACUCCUGUCUUUUCUUUUUCUGCCUCCGUUUUGAUAAAAUCCUCAACAGUUCCGACAUUUAUGAGUGAUUGAUUCGCGCCAUGACGGCCAACAGCCGCUGUUCCGCUGCGGAGCCUCCGGGCCUGGAGACCCAGCGGCGGGAGAUCGAGUGUCUGCUGCGGGAGUGUGAGCUCUGCGCUGGGGACAGUUGGUACGUGGUGGAGCAUCACUGGUUCGAACAGUGGAAGGAGUUUGUUGAGACUGGAGACCAGAACUCGUCGUCCUUUCCCGGUCAGAUUGACAACACUGAGCUUUUUGAGGAUCUGGACUCGUAUCACUUGAAGGAGCGUCUGGUGGAGAACGAAGACUUUGUGCUGGUGCCGGCUGAGGCCUGGCACAGGCUGCUGACCUGGUACGGCAUGGUGGAUGGUCAGCCGCCGCUGGAGCGCAAGGUGGUGGACCUGCCCAGCACUCUGAAGGUGGAGGUUUACCCCGUUGAGAUCUUUCUCUGUCUCCAUAGCAACAUGGAGAACGUCAUCACUGCACAGUUUAGCCGCACCGACAACAUUCAGUCGAUCCAGAGAGCGAUGUUUCAGGCCUUGUCGGUGCCUCUGGCCUCAGAGUGUCGCCUGUGGAUGAAGAGUUCGGACAGCAGCUGCGAGCGUCUCAGGAACGUCCACGUGAGCGUGCUGGACGCCUGUUUGAGCUCGGGGAUGACGGUGAUUAUGGAGACAAGGAAUGCUGACGGCACCUGGCCGAGCUCCAGGCCUCAAAUCAUGAGGAACUCUGUGGAGGAGCCGGACUCGUAUCGAGGACAGCCUGGAGUCUGCGGCCUCACCAACCUGGGCAACACCUGCUUCAUGAACUCUGCUCUACAGUGUCUGAGUAACACACCUCCCUUGACCGAGUACUUUCUACUGAGCUCCUACCUAGAGGAGUUGAACUUCACCAACCCUCUGGGGAUGAAGGGGGAGAUCGCCGAGGCCUACGCUGAUGUCAUCAAACAGAUGUGGUCGGGGAGGCAUUACUCUGUGGUGCCACGCGUCUUCAAGACGAAGGUGGGUCACUUUGCGUCUCAGUUUCUCGGAUACCAACAGCACGACAGUCAGGAGCUUCUGUCCUUCCUGCUCGACGGCCUGCACGAAGACCUGAACCGAGUCAAAAACAAAGAGUACAUCGAACUGCGGGACGCCGACGGUCGACCCGACCAGGAAGUGGCGGAGGAGGCGUGGCGUAACCACCGCCGGCGGAACGACUCUGUGAUCGUCGACACCUUUCACGGCCUCUUCAAGUCCACGCUCAUCUGCCCCGAAUGCCAUAAGGUCUCUGUGACCUUCGACCCCUUCUGCUACCUGAGCGUCCCACUUCCUGUCAGCAAGGAGCGCGUCAUGGAGGUAUUCUUCGUCUCCCUGGACCCUUAUGCCAAACCUGUGCAGCAUCGUGUUGUGGUUCCCAAAGCGGGAAAAGUGUCUGACCUCUGCUCUGCUCUGUCAGAGAUGACCAACGUACCCCCCACACAGAUGGUAGUAGCUGAUGUUUUCAACCAUCGUUUCUAUAAAAUCUACAACGCUGAUGAAUCUCUGAGCUGUAUACUGGACCGAGACGACAUCUUUGUAUACGAGCUGAAUGUGCUGGAUGAGCAGCAGGAGGAGCAGGUGCUGCUCGCCCUCUACCUGAGGGAGCGCUCUCACUACAGAGACUACGGCUCGGGCAGCAGCUCGUACGGGACGUCGCUGUUCGGACACCCGCUGCUGCUCGGCGUGCCGCGGAGCAGCUGCAGCGUGGAGGCGCUCUACGACCUGUUCCUGCAGAGGCUGGCGCGCUACGUGCGGCGUCCCGACCCUUCUGAGGAGUUGGAGGAGGAGGAAGAGGAUGAUGAAGACGAGCUGUACAAGACUCAGACCAACGGCAUCAGUGACGAUGAGCAUCAGGAGGAAGCAGAGAAAGUCGGACCCUCUCAGACUGAACCCUGCUGCAGCGAUUCAUCAGCAAACGGCCAAUCAGACGGCGCCACUUCCGUCGAGCCCCUCCCUAAUCUCAACCACACACAGGCCUCACCGGGCGACGCCAUCAAGGAGACCAGCAAUGGGUCCGAGAGCCGGACCGAGCUCCUCGACAACGCUGAGGCUAACGCCGCCAACUGCACCGAUAACGUGGAUCUCUGCGGGGACUCGAGCCGGACCGCCAACACCGGCGCCACCUCAGAAACGCCGGCAGAGCCAACGCCGCAGCCCUGCGAAACCGCAGAGGAGGAGAAGGAGGAAGACAAGCAGGAGGAGGCGUGUUCUCCGAGCCCGCCGGCCGCCGAGCAGCCGGCUAAGAGGAGGGCGUGUCGUAAGAAGAGGAAGAGCUUGUUCACCAUCCAGGCGGUCAACUCCAACGGGAUGACGGAGAGGGGGACGGGAGAGGGAGGGAGCGCCGUGUCCUUCGGCUCUCAGCCGUAUGUGGCCAUCGACUGGGACCCCGACAUGAAGAAGAGAUUCUACAACGAAAACGAAGCCGAGAAGUACGUCAAACACGGCAGUAUGGAGGUUCCUCAGCAGCAGACGACGGUCGAGCUGCGUGAGUGUAUCGAUCUGUUCACCACCGUGGAAACACUGGAGGAGGAGAACCCAUGGUACUGUCCGGUGUGUAAGAAGCACCAGUUGGCCACGAAGAAGCUCGACCUCUGGUCUCUGCCAGAGGUUCUCAUCAUCCACCUCAAGAGGUUUUCCUACACCAAGUUCACCAGAGAGAAGCUCGACAGCAUCGUGGACUUUCCCCUCCGAGACCUAGACUUCUCCGGCUGCCUCCUCAGGAGAAAUCUGUCCAGUGGGGAGCCUCCGAGCCGCUACGACCUCAUCGCCGUGUCCAAUCACUACGGAGGACUCAGAGACGGACAUUACACCAGCUACGCGAAGAACAAGGACAACGGGCAGUGGUAUUACUUUGACGACAGCAAGGUGACCUACGCCAGAGAAGACCAGAUCGUGACCAACGCUGCCUAUGUCUUGUUCUACCACCGACAAGACAAAAUCAGAAAACCCACUCUGCCCCCUCCCAACACAAGCCCCGUCUCCUCUUCCUCCGCCCCCGAACCCGCCAAUGACGUCGCCUCCUGCAAAGACGACAAUGCAGAACUGGGCGCAUCAUCCCACGUCACCAUGGAAACUGACUAACUGAAUGCGAAAAGAUUGAGUUUUAAUUCUACUUGAUGGAUGAUUUGUUUUUUUCCUUCAUCAGAACACAGCACGGGCCUUUUCUCAUAUUUUUUUUACAUUUUUAUUUCAUAGUUUCCACAUAUCAACAACACUUUGACUUUGUAUGAUUACGUCCUGAUUAACUCCCAGAGUGACUAAAAACAGCAGGUUGAGUCUGUGAUCUUCUCAGCUCGUAUUUUCUGCCCCAAAAUGUUGGUGUUUGCUGAGCGACGUCUCGUCCGGUGAGUUUAGUUUCUGCUCGACAGUGAACGUUGAUCACUGAUUCUCAGGUAGUUUGAUCGGGAGGGAGGACGUCGGCUCUGAACACAGAAACCCAGUUUGUAUUAAUGCUGCAGGGAGGAAACGCAACAGGACGUUAAUCCUCUUUAGUCCACAUUAACAAAUGAGUGUCCUCUUCAUUGGAGGUUCAAAACUAGCUGAACUCAGUGAGUAAUUUAACAAUUUCAUACAAAGCUGUUAUAAAGAUAAAUCACUUGGUCACGAGACAGAUUUUCUACCACCUAAGACCCUGAAUUUUACAUUUACUGAUAUAUGACGGUUUCCAUUUCAACAUACUUUUAAUCCUUAAAAAUGUUUUAAGCAGGUUUCAUUCACAUUUUAGACGACACUUUACAUAUCUUCAAAUUAAAUUACUGGUAAACACCGAGUCCGAUUUGAAAAGCCUUUUUACAAUAUAUUUCAAAUGUAUUCGGGUUAAGAGUUUGUGAUUAUGCUUCAAAAUUUAAUUAUAAAUUCAUCAUCUAGACAUUUUUUUUACAUGGAGUUUAUAACAUAUUUAAAGGGGCAGUAAGCGGUUUUAAUCCAAUACACGUUUUUUAAAAUUCAGCGAAUAUUCCUUUACGGAUCCGUUCGUUGUCCAUUCUGUGUGCACUCUGAAAAUAAUCUGACUUUUCUGUAAAAUUGGAAACAAAAAACUAUUGGUGGUUUGAGCCAAACAAUCUUUCUCCAAAAUCACUUUCUGCCCCUUUAAUAACAUUUGAAUUACAUUACAGUUUAAUUAAUCAAUGGAAUGCAUCUGGUCAUGGAUUCCUAAAUUUUGAACAGGAUCAAAUCUUGUAUUUGUCAGGUAAUUACCUCUCCAUGCACCAUAUUUGAGGGGAAUUAAUUUUAAGUGUAAGGUUCUGCAGUCAAAGUUUUGUUUUUCUUUAUUUCCUCUUGUGAAAUUCGGCACAAACGUUCAUGUGGGAAUUUGAAAACAUUGCAAUUUUGUGGAAAAGGUUAGUUUGAGAUCCAGCCUUUGAAACAUUGAUGCCUAAUUUUACUGGUGAAAACUGAAAUAUUAAAGUAAAUUAUAGAAUCAGACAAGUUGUUUGACUUUAGAAAACCAUUGUUAAAACAGACCAGUAAGCAGCGUGAUGGGGGAUUAUGGGUAAUCAGGAGUGUUUUUAACAGAUAAAUAGAUCAUUUAAUACUGAACAAAGCUGCCAGGGGACAUAAAUAAUUAUUUUUGUAUAUUUUGAUUGUUUCUUCUCGUAUUUAUUUUUAAUUGACUAAUUUCUGCUGUCACGUGACCAUUUUUAUUUUUUAUUUUCUUCAAUGAUUUUAUUGAUAAACUGGUUUAGGACAUUAACAUGCUUUUCUUGUGGUAUUUAUAGAUACAAUUUUUAUUCAGGCAUAAAAUUAUGUGACAGAAUGAAAAGUAAGAUGUUGAAUUCAGUCUGUGCAAGAGUUGGACGCAGACAAAGUUUUCUCUAUUGUCAGAGUGAGCUCUCACUUCUUUAAACCACCUCUGUGUACAGUAUUUUUGUAUUGUAAGAAGAAAUGUAUUAUCAUUCUCAUUCCUCGGUGGAGGCGGGGAGGGGAGGGGGCUUGAGGGGAUUUCUUUCUUUGGUCUUCCCUAUCAGAUGAAAAUAUUUUAUUGUACUCAAUUUUUUUUGAUAUCAAUAAAAUGAUUAUUAUUAUCAGAGUGA
This is a messenger RNA of Scophthalmus maximus (turbot), 5178 nucleotides long. It is a transcript of the gene usp11, whose product is annotated as ubiquitin specific peptidase 11. The transcript has 21 exons. Gene Ontology annotation, molecular function: cysteine-type deubiquitinase activity. NCBI's taxonomy places the organism in Eukaryota, Metazoa, Chordata, Actinopteri, Pleuronectiformes, Scophthalmidae. Gene Ontology annotation, biological process: protein deubiquitination. The coding region runs from base 170 to 3226 and encodes 1018 amino acids. The record is from RefSeq and is a predicted model, not a curated record.